This is a messenger RNA of Mus musculus (house mouse), 4428 nucleotides long. It is a transcript of the gene Il2ra, whose product is annotated as interleukin 2 receptor, alpha chain. The transcript has 8 exons. The coding region runs from base 210 to 1016 and encodes 268 amino acids. Lineage: Eukaryota; Metazoa; Chordata; Mammalia; Rodentia; Muridae. The record is from RefSeq and is marked validated. Gene Ontology annotation, molecular function: interleukin-2 binding; interleukin-2 receptor activity. Gene Ontology annotation, cellular component: interleukin-2 receptor complex; cell surface; plasma membrane. Gene Ontology annotation, biological process: immune system process; positive regulation of T cell proliferation; apoptotic process.
AAGUUCCUGCUGAGCAGAUCAGCCUAAUGCUUAAAUAGAACAACUCCUGGCUGUCAUUGACAUUGUCUAAAAGCCAAGAUGACAGACUGAGAGGCCUGAGCCCUUGUUCUGGCAUUCUCCCAGGAAGAUGCAGUAAAGGGGUUGACCCAAUAUACUGCAGAGAAUUUCAUCCAGUUCCCUCCUCCAUCCUGAUCCCAUGUGCCAGGAAGAUGGAGCCACGCUUGCUGAUGUUGGGGUUUCUCUCAUUAACCAUAGUACCCAGUUGUCGGGCAGAACUGUGUCUGUAUGACCCACCCGAGGUCCCCAAUGCCACAUUCAAAGCCCUCUCCUACAAGAACGGCACCAUCCUAAACUGUGAAUGCAAGAGAGGUUUCCGAAGACUAAAGGAAUUGGUCUAUAUGCGUUGCUUAGGAAACUCCUGGAGCAGCAACUGCCAGUGCACCAGCAACUCCCAUGACAAAUCGAGAAAGCAAGUUACAGCUCAACUUGAACACCAGAAAGAGCAACAAACCACAACAGACAUGCAGAAGCCAACACAGUCUAUGCACCAAGAGAACCUUACAGGUCACUGCAGGGAGCCACCUCCUUGGAAACAUGAAGAUUCCAAGAGAAUCUAUCAUUUCGUGGAAGGACAGAGUGUUCACUACGAGUGUAUUCCGGGAUACAAGGCUCUACAGAGAGGUCCUGCUAUUAGCAUCUGCAAGAUGAAGUGUGGGAAAACGGGGUGGACUCAGCCCCAGCUCACAUGUGUAGAUGAAAGAGAACACCACCGAUUUCUGGCUAGUGAGGAAUCUCAAGGAAGCAGAAAUUCUUCUCCCGAGAGUGAGACUUCCUGCCCCAUAACCACCACAGACUUCCCACAACCCACAGAAACAACUGCAAUGACGGAGACAUUUGUGCUCACAAUGGAGUAUAAGGUAGCAGUGGCCAGCUGCCUCUUCCUGCUCAUCAGCAUCCUCCUCCUGAGCGGGCUCACCUGGCAACACAGAUGGAGGAAGAGCAGAAGAACCAUCUAGCAAGCUAGAAAAGUCAGAGCCCAGGCAAGCGGAUGGGAAUCACAAAGCUCAAGCCAAAUCUGAGACGCCAAGCAUUCACCUAACGGCUGUUUCCUUCUGAUCCCUGGGUUUCUAGAACAUUCUGAAGUCACAGGACAUAACAGCAACUCUAUCACUAAACUGGACUUUGCCAUUGAAGAAUAGGAUCUAACCACUUCAGCACAGCAGUUCUAAAGCUUUAAUGGGAGAGAGGGCCCAACAGUGCUCUGUGUGUUUUGUUUUUGUGUAUAUCUGUUGAUGGGAGCUGAGAUGGUGUGGUCACUUUUCAUGUAACAUAUAGUAUAGAAAAAGUAGCUUUAGGUUGACUUCAUUGUUACAACCCAGUUUGGAAAGCCCAAGUAAAACUCAGCACUAAUGUAAAUAAUUCCUCCUCCUCCUCCUCUCUCUUUUCAUCCUCCGCUCCAUCUUCCUCUUCUUCCUCCUCCUUUUCCACCUCCUCUGUCCCUACCCACCCCCACCCAUCCACUUUCCUUCUUCCUUUCUGCUCUCACAAGCUCAUCCUAGCUACACGUGCAUGGCUGGCUCCUUUUUCAACCUCUGUUUGCCUAACUGGCUCUUCUGAUUUCAUCACUUACUGAUCAGCCUUUAAAACUCUGAGCUGGCAAAGAUGACUCUAUCUAUGUUCUUGGCUCAGUCCCAGAAGGAAACCCCCUUUUCAUGAAGCUUCAGUUUUGACAUCCUGAAGAACAGAAACUGUGGCAGAACAAUCUUCAGAUAACAUCAAAACAAAGUGGAGAAGCCACGGGAACUGUGGAGCUCUGGUAUUCAGAAGCCUGUGUCUAGGGUCUGCGCCAGGAGCAGAAGGCUGAAGGAAGUCCCAGGACGUGGACUUAGAUGCUUUCCCAGCAGGCCACUCUAAGCGCUGGUUUCUUUGGGACAGCUGUCAAUUGUACGCUCAAUUUAGCCUGCACUAAUCUGAUGCUUACAGGUGAACACUCAAGGCACAGGUAUGGACUUGGUACAUACCGUGAAAACACUGGAAAGAAAAGAAUACUUUCAAGUUUACAGAAGGAAGGAAGGAAAAAGGAAGCAGAGGUGGUGAUUAUACAAAAGAUUAGCUGUAGACUGGAUAUCCCAGGCAUCCUCGGAUAAUGCCCCCGCCCCAGCACCCUGAUCCAGGUCACCAAAGCCUUGUGAGAUCAGACUGCAGAGCCAGUCUGUCUCUGAGUCAGUAAAUGUAGAAUUUGGAUUUCUCACAAGUUCCUGGCGGUGUCUUUUUUUUUUUUAAUAUUUUUUAUUAGGUAUUUUCCUCAUUUACAUUUCCAAUGCUAUCCCAAAAGUCCCCCAUACCCUCCCCCACACUCCCCUACCCACCCACUCCCACUUUUUGGCCCUGGUGUUCCCCUGUACUGGGGCAUAUAAAGUUUGCAAGUCCUGGUGGUGUCUUUAUGCUGAUCUCUAGCCCACACUUUGUGAGGCACUGGGCUAUCCCAGUGUGCUCUCCUCUUCCACAGAUACCAAAAGCACCUGGGUUUGAUGCUCAGACUUCUGAGCACGUUCUUGUUCAAUCUCUUGCGUAAGAUUUCCUCUCAGAUGAGUUGAGUCAGAUUCUCAUGUUUAACAGUGUUUUAGGGGAUUCACAGAAGCCCAAACUAUCAGUUUUCAUUUCUGAAAAGGCUGGAAAAUUUUAUGAAAAACUUUCAAAGGUCAGACAGAGCCAUUUUGAGUCUUUUAUGUGACCAAGUAUGAACCAGAUCUUUCCUAUCUAUGGUCUCCCCUUUCCAAAAUAUAUCUUUUGUGGGGACACGGCAAGGAGGAAAGUUAAAUAGAAUCUCAAGCUACUAAUUUUAGAAAAGAAAAAAAUAUUAAACUCUUACUAAAGAGCUGUGGGUAGUGGUACACACCUGUAAGCCCAGCUCUCAGGAGACUGAGGCAGGAGGAUUGCAGUGAGUCAGAGAUCAGCUUCACCUACAAGCAAAACCCUGCCUUACCCCUCAACCUUUCCAUAAAAACAGUCUUACUUGUGUAAAAUUAAUUUUUAAUACAUAUUUGUGCACGAUGUGUGUGCCUGGUGCCCAGGGAAGCCAAAAAAAUAUGUUCAAUGUCCCUGGAAUAGGUGGUUAUGAGCUGCCAUGGAGGUGAUGGGAUUUAAACCCCUGUUCUCUGAAAAAGCAGCUAGUUCUCUUAACCACUGAGCCAUCUCUACAGCCCCAUUAAAUUGAAUUUUAUUGUCAUUACUCAAUAUGGGAGAUGGGGUAAUGAUAACAAUUUUUUUUUUAUAAUACUAAGAUGUUUAGCUAUUUUACUCUCCUUCACAAGUGUAGAGUAGAAUUUUCUAGAAGCUACAUGCAUGAUAUUAUCGCUCUGGUGUUAACACAUAAUGGAUUUAUCUUGUUAAUAAAAGAAUUAGUAAAUAAUAUUUUAAAUUUUUUCUUUGUUUUAGUUUUAAGAUGAUUAAUAUCUAUAGAUACUAGUGUACAUUAAGAAAGCCUUUGGGAUCCUCAAUCAUUUUGCAUGGUUUUAGUAAUUUUUUAAUAACAUAAAGAAGGUCUGACAGAUUAUGCUAAAGAGCUAUUGUGGUAUGGAUUAGAAAUGGCCCCCACAGGCUCCUGUGUUCAAACAUCAGCUAGCAGUGCUGCUUUGGGUUUUGGAACCUUUAAGAGGUGGGGCCUUGCUUAAGGAGAUAGGUCACUGGAGGUGAACCAGACUUGCUUCCAGUCUCCCUCUCUGCUGUCCCAGGAAGCCAUCAUAUGAGGAGUUUCACAACAUACUUCUGCUGCCACAGAGUCCCUCCAGUAAGGCACGUACUGGCCACUGUGUAGUGUACCCUCUAAAACUGAGCUAGAGCUCCCCUCUCCUCCCUACACUAUCUCUGUUGAUGCUUUGUCACGGUGAUGAAGAACAUAAGUAAGGCAAAGACAAGACAUAGUUUGGAGACUCACGUGAGCAUCUCAGCCAGACUCAGGCACAGCUGCGAUGUGGGAAUUAUCAAGCAUGAGAUGCAAAGCAAUGGAAAAUGAAUCGUUAUGACAGAAGCCUACAUCUAGUCUUCCCUUCUUCCCAUUAGUAAUAAUAGCCCGUGUUUUAGAAGAACACAUCUUUUUGGUGUUCUAGGUAGCUUAUAUUGCAAAUGUGGCACAAUCUAAGAGAAAUCUGGGAUGAGGGAACCUCAGUGAAAGAUUCUCCUUGAUCAGAUUGUCCCACUGAUGAUUGAUAUGGGAAGGCCCAACCCACUGUGAAAGGCACCACCCAUUGGCAGGAUGACUGGGGUUAUAGAAGCAAACAGGCUGAGCAUGAGCCAGUGAGCAAGCCAGUAAGCAGUGGCUUCUCUUUGGAAGAAGCAUGGCUUUCUUCCGUGGCUUCUGUUUGAUCUCUCUCAAUGAUAGAUUGUGACCUAGAAGUAUAAGCUAAAAUAAACCAUUUCUUACCCAUA